Molecule: messenger RNA, 2766 nt
Organism: Emericellopsis cladophorae
Lineage: Eukaryota; Fungi; Ascomycota; Sordariomycetes; Hypocreales; Bionectriaceae
Exons: 1
Coding region: 1-2766 (921 amino acids)
Source: RefSeq, a predicted model, not a curated record
AUGAUGUCCGCUGCUUCGCGCAGAGCUAUGAGCUCAAGAGCCAUUCAGACUCGACGUGCCAGUGUCUCACUGUGCGAGGUAUGUCGACAGAAGCGCGAGUUUCGCUUUGGGCCUUGGGGAUCCCGCAAUGGCGAUUGGGAAGAGAGCGUUGAAGCUUUCCGCGAAGCCCGAAAACAGAAACAUGAGAUGCGCUAUCGAUACAUGGCGUCACUCAAUCGCAGGCUCUGGGACAACCUGCCAAAGACCCGCGAUGACAAGGAGAGCGUCAACCUCUCUAACGAUAAGGGCAGCCACAAGGGUAUGAAACCCGACGCCGAACAAGUUAUAGCUUCAUGGAUCGAGACACCGUUUCGUUGCGCCAGCAAAGCUCAGGGCAAGCCACGCAAUGAUUGGGAUCAGGUCUCUGCGGAACAAAAACAUGAUUCCGAGCCGUGGAAAACACCAUUGAAAAGCAUCCGCAAUUACCUGUCUACGAAUCGAUCGCCCAAAGAACCAACCCUUGACCGCACGCCCGAUGCCACUACCUCGUUCGACCACAAUAACGCAGAAAUUGAUCCGAUCACGAAUCGCCGUGUACCAGCAAGGAAUAGCAAGCCCACGAAAGCGUCAUUCACACCCAAAUUCGACGACGUUGAUCAGCAACCGAAUCUACAAUCAGCUGGUGCGGAAUACGAGGACAGCCAUCGCUACAACGCGGUAAGGUGGAAUGAGCCGGAUGGCCUACCAACCAAGAGCACUGAGGAGAAGUCCAAAGAAUACCAAGACUUGGACCGCUACCAGCAAACUCGGUGGAAUAAAGCAGAUAACAUGCCGAGAAAAUCUCCAGAAGCAAUGAGCAAGGCAUGUCCAGACCUCAACAAGUAUGGGUCUAUGCAAUGGAGCGAGUCGGACCGCGUGCGAGAAGCCACACCGGAGAUCACAAAAGAGCGUGAUGAUCUUGACCAGUACGGUGCCGUCAAAUGGAACGAGCCGGAUGGUCUGCCGAAGGCUACUGCGGAAGAGCGCACUAAGCACUACGAGGAUCUCAGCAGUUACGGCGCUAGCAAGUGGAAUAAGCCGGAUGGUUUGCGCCAGCUCACCCCCAAGGAAGAGUCGCGAAAGUACCAGGAUCUCUCUACAUACGACGGUCCUCUCACAGUCGAUAGCUCGGUGCUUGAAGAAUACGAGCCCGGGCAGAACACCUCGAGUAUUAAAGGCAAAGCGCUUCCGCCCAAGGUUGAAGUGACGUCGGAAGAUCCUGGGAAGGAAUACAAAGACUUGGACGCCUACGAGCCUGUCUAUUGGAAUGAGCCUGAUGGUUUACGCAAGUUGACUCCUGAGGAAGAGUCCAAGAAGUACGAUGACUUGGAUUCUUACGAGGCUGUACAAUGGAACGAGCCUGACGGCCUUCAAAAGCUCACUGCAGAGGAGGAGUCCAAGUUUUAUUCGGACUUGGAGAGGUAUUCUGCAAAAGAAAUUCCUAGAACAGCUUCAAGGACACACCCUGAAGAAGAUUCCAAAGCGCGCGAUGACCUUUCUAUGUACGGCUUUGUAUCCAACGGAUCUGAGCCGGCGCAGAGUGGUCGGUCUGACAGCCCGACAAAGCACCACAACGAAUCUGCCCGCCGUCAAACCGAAGACUAUUCGAUGCCCACGCCAAACUCUGAACUAGAGUCACUAUCUGCCGAAGAAAUCCGCGCCAAUGUUUUGCGUAGGGCGCACGAAAGCAGUGAGAAGCAGAGAGACCGCGACGUCCCUGCGACAAAACUGACAGGGAACUAUGUGCGCGACUUUCCCGAGGAGUUCUCGACGUCCUGGAGCACGCACAACUCGAGCUCUCAAAGUGCCUUGUUCCCAAGCAACAAGACUUGCGAGAGCGAAGGCAAGGAAGAUGCCAUCCAGGGAGAGGCGGAGGCUAGUUCCAUGGACGAGAGCUUCCCGACUGAGGAGGCUCGUUUGGAGCCUGCACUCGACCGCCAUGCACGCAAGAGGUCGUUGCCCGAGGCCAGUUGGACUCAGCAAGACCCUUACUCGAAGGUUGCCCAAGGUCUCGAAACGAGCUAUCACAGCGAGGUCGGGGCCGCUACUACGUCCCCCGUAGCUAAGCACUAUGGAAGCCAUGAUUCCGCAGCAUCCAUCACAACAUCUCGCAGCACACCACAACUCUGGUACUACAAGAUUUUGGCAUACGACCAGCAGAAUGAUUCGGUCCGUACGGCGGAGACGACAUCGGCUGUCGAAGACACAAGUCGCCCGCAGACACCUGGAGAUAUCAUCCCACGUCUCUCUAACCCAGUCAGAUUCAUGCCCUACUUUGCAAUGCUAGAAGACCAGGGGUACGAACUGCUUUCAGGAUCAGACAACACGUUGGUUUUUCGCAAAGUCCGUGAGGCCAAAAGUGGUUCUACAACCGCCGCUGAAGAGGCAAAUCCCGGUCCAAAAAUCAACCCCAUCGAUCUGAUGGGGCAACCCGUCACAGGCAACUUUGCCAGCCCUACUGGCUUCGUUAACUACGAUUCCAUUUCAGAGGAGAAGGUCCACAAGCCGGCGCCACCCUUUCGCUCCCUUGCUGACGCCCACAGGGAAGAGAAGGGUUCUAACGACGUCAGGACAUCUGAUCAGGUGUCCAAGAAGAAUAAGAAGAAUACAAUGGCAAGGAAUCUGGUGAUUGGCACGGCGUGGGCUGGCGGCACAGCAUGCGCUCUUGGUGUCGUCGGGGAGUACUUUGCCUCUAGAGGAGCGCCGCCCAGACCAGGCGUUGCUCCCGAUACGCGCGGCACAAAGUGA